CCAUCUUUAUAUAUAUAAUUGUCCUGCCUCUGCCUCUCUCCUCUCAAAAGUCAGCGCCUUCUUUUGUCUUUCUCUAUCUCUGCUUUGUCUAACAGUAGUAGGAGAGAAGCGCGGUACAGAUUCACAGACCUUGGUCUCUAAAAGAUUUUAGAAGCCAUGGAGGUAGAUUGGGAUCUGCAUGCGGUGGUCAGAGGCUGCAACACCACUGCUGCUAACACCACCGUCACUAAUUCAGCUACUGCAUCUUUCAAGGAUGGUUUUGAUGCUCAAUCUUUGUUUUCUUCUUUUGCUACUUGUGAACAAGCUGCUCCUCUUUUUUCUUUAAUCAAUCCUUUUGAAGCGAGAAAUGCUAUCGAAGAGCUGCAUGACCUUUACAAGCCAUUUUUUCCUAAAUCUAAUCCUAUUUCACCAAAAAGUAGUGUGGUUAGUGGCAAACCCAUAUCUUCUUUUCCAUCAAUGGCUGCAUCCAGGGACCAAGCAUUCGUCAAACAACUACAACAACAGCCUAAGCGAUCUCUGGCUCCCUCUGUAACCACUUCUUCUACAACAAAUACUCCUCGAUCCAAAAGAAGAAAGAAUCAGCAGAAAAGGGUUUGCCAAGUUCCGGAAGAGGGUCUUUCUUCAGACGUUUGGGCAUGGAGAAAAUAUGGUCAGAAACCCAUCAAGGGCUCUCCUUAUCCAAGGGGUUAUUACAGAUGUAGCAGUUCAAAGGGGUGUUUGGCCCGUAAACAAGUGGAGCGACACAGAUCGGAUCCGGGUAUGUUCAUAGUAACAUACACAGCAGAGCACAACCACCCAGCACCAACUCACCGAAACUCACUCGCCGGCAGCACGCGCCAGAAACCCGUGACGCCUCAAGGCCAAACCACCACCUCCACCACCACUAGUGACUCUAACAAACCCCCUUCUUCUUCUUCUUCAGAGAAACCCACUUUCUCUUCCUCUUCUCCAACAACCUCCUUAGAAGUGGAAAAAGAGCUUGUACCUCAGAGUGCAAAUACCGAAAGGAGAGAACUAGAACUAGAUAUGCUAGAAGAUGAAGAAGAAGAAAAAAAUCUUGGGUUCUCAGACGUUGGAAUUAGUGAUGAUUUCUUUGUGGGUUUAGAAGGAUUCGCCUCUGGAGAAAAUAUUUCCGAAAAUUUUCCGGUGAAUUUCGGACUUCCUUGGGUUGCAAACAGCGCUGCUAACGACGCCGGUGGUAUCUGAUUGGGUGGACAAUUCAGCGUUAUUAAUGUUAAUGGUUUUGUUAAAUAUAAAUUAUACAGUUAUUCAGGAUCUUCUUGUAAAAAAGUAGAACCUAUUGAGUCCAUUAGCGAGUCUUGUAGAGGAAAAGAGAAUCAGUUCGUAUACCAGCAAAGCAAAGUAACAGUGUAGCUUAGCAAUGAAAUCUUUUUUUUUUUUUCAUUUAUUAUUAUUAAAAAAAAAAAAGAAAUUUCACGUUAAUUGGAUUGAUGGGCUAGUUAUCAAGAACAUGCUCAUCUGUUUUUAA
Messenger RNA from Mangifera indica (mango), 1489 nucleotides. Its product is annotated as WRKY transcription factor 22-like. NCBI's taxonomy places the organism in Eukaryota, Viridiplantae, Streptophyta, Magnoliopsida, Sapindales, Anacardiaceae. Gene Ontology annotation, cellular component: nucleus. The transcript has 3 exons. Bases 157 to 1206 code for a protein of 349 amino acids. Gene Ontology annotation, molecular function: DNA-binding transcription factor activity; transcription cis-regulatory region binding. Gene Ontology annotation, biological process: regulation of DNA-templated transcription. The record is from RefSeq and is a predicted model, not a curated record.